Molecule: messenger RNA, 2432 nt
Organism: Neopelma chrysocephalum (saffron-crested tyrant-manakin)
Lineage: Eukaryota; Metazoa; Chordata; Aves; Passeriformes; Pipridae
Gene: SLC23A1
Product: solute carrier family 23 member 1
Exons: 15
Coding region: 46-1977 (643 amino acids)
Biological process (GO): transmembrane transport
Cellular component (GO): membrane
Molecular function (GO): transmembrane transporter activity
Source: RefSeq, a predicted model, not a curated record
ACCCCCCGAGCGGUGACAUCGCUGCCGGGGACGCGUCGCCGGAGGAUGGGGACCCGCUCGGGGGACCGGGCUCAGCCCCAGGGCAGAGCCCAGCCCUGUUCCCAUGGGACACCCAGGCCCACACUGACCCAGCCCCCACCUCACCCUCACUGCCAGAAUGGGAACUUGGCUCAGGCUCCUGCUGGCUCCUCACAGACCCCCGGGAAGGAGCUGCCUGCGGCGGGCAGGCAGGACCCGAGGGUGGGCACCAGGCCCCCCCGGCCGGAGGUGGACAUGCUCUACAAGAUUGAGGACGUGCCUCCCUGGUAUCUCUGCAUCCUGCUCGGCUUCCAGCACUACCUGACCUGCUUCAGCGGCACCAUCGCCGUCCCGUUCCUGCUGGCCGAGAGCAUGUGCGUGGGCAAGGACCAGCUCACCGUCAGCUACCUCAUCGGCACCAUCUUCACCUGUGUGGGCAUCACCACCCUCAUCCAGACCACCGUGGGCAUCAGGCUGCCCCUCUUCCAGGCGAGCGCUCUGGCCUUCCUCGUCCCUGCCAAGUCCAUCCUGGCCCUGGAGAAGUGGCGAUGCCCUCCUGAAGAGCAGAUCUACGGCAACUGGUCACUGCCGCUCAACACCUCCCACAUCUGGCAGCCCCGCAUGCGAGAGAUCCAGGGGGCCAUCAUGGUGUCCAGCCUGGUGGAGGUGGUCAUCGGGCUGCUGGGGCUCCCCGGGGCGCUGCUCAGCUACAUCGGGCCGCUGACCGUCACCCCCACCGUGUCCCUCAUCGGACUGUCCGUGUUCCAGGCGGCCGGCGAGCGCGCCGGCUCCCACUGGGGCAUCGCUGUGAUGACCAUCCUGCUGAUCGUGCUGUUUGCCCAGUACCUGCGGCAGGUUGCCAUCUGCCUGCCCGGCUACCGCCGGGGCCACGGCUUCGUCCUGUUUCGCUUCCAGAUCUUCAAGAUGUUCCCGAUCAUCCUGGCCAUCAUGGUGGUGUGGCUGUUCUGUUACGUGCUGACCCGCACCGGUGUCUUCCCCAGCCAGCCCGAGGAAUAUGGGUACAAGGCCAGGACAGACGCCCGGGGGGAGAUCCUGUCCGUGGCCCCCUGGUUCCGGGUUCCCUACCCCUGCCAGUGGGGUCUGCCCACAGUGACGUCGGCGGCCGUGCUGGGCAUGUUCAGUGCCACACUGGCGGGUAUCAUCGAGUCCAUCGGGGACUACUACUCCUGUGCCCGGCUGGCAGGGGCCCCCCCGCCCCCCGUGCAUGCCAUUAACAGGGGCAUUUUCACCGAGGGCAUCUCCUGCAUCAUCGCGGGGCUGCUGGGAACCGGCAACGGCUCCACCUCCUCCAGCCCCAACAUCGGCGUCCUGGGCAUCACCAAGAUUGGGAGCAGGAGGGUGAUCCAGUAUGGGGCCGGGAUUAUGCUCGUGUUGGGGACGGUCGGCAAGUUCACGGCGCUCUUCGCCUCCCUGCCCGACCCCGUCCUCGGCGGGAUGUUCUGCACCUUAUUCGGAAUGAUCACGGCCGUCGGCCUCUCCAACCUGCAGUUCGUCGACAUGAAUUCAUCCCGAAACCUCUUCGUGCUGGGCUUUGCCAUGUUUUUCGGGCUCACGCUGCCAAACUACCUGGAUUCUAACCCCGGGGCCAUUAACACAGGUGUCCCCGAGCUGGACCAGAUCCUGACGGUGCUGCUCACCACGGAGAUGUUCGUCGGGGGGACCAUCGCCUUCGUCCUGGACAACACCAUCCCGGGGACGCAGGAGGAGCGAGGGCUGGUGCAGUGGAAGGCGGGAGCGCACUCGGACAGCACGGCCAGCGCCAGCCUCCGGAGCUACGACUUCCCGUUCGGGAUGGGCGCGGUGCGCAGGGUGCGGUGGCUCCGGCGCGUGCCCGUGUGCCCGCUGUUCACGGGGUUCAAGGCCCGGGACCGCGGCGGCGGCGCGCCCGUGGAUGGGCAGGACGGCACGGACGGGGUGUCGGUGUGCACCAAGGUCUGAGCGAGGGCAGGGCUCCUGCCCGGCGCUGGAGAGGCCAAGCCGAGCUCCCAGAGAGGCUCUUGGGGUCCAUCAGCACCCGCCAAGGCCAAAGCCAAGGCUCCUGGUGCUCGGCUCGGACACAGGGAUAGGGAAACGCAACGCUGCUCCUGGGGGACACCUCGAGCUCCGGGGGCACCAGCCUGGGAACUGCCACCCCCGUGCCUUGCUCCACCCCAACCUUCAGCCGGCUGAGGCUCAUCCAGCGCUUGCUGAAGCCUGUCUGCCACCAUUGGAGCCAGCCAGAGCCCCGGGGCCACCAACUCCCACCCAGGGCCAUGGAUUUCCAUGCUGUGCCUCAGCCCUGGCAGGGUGACCCAGCACUGGUGCGGGCUUAGUGUGGGGCAGUGUCCAGACCAGCCUCAGGAAGCCUAAUUUAAGAUUAUACAUUAAAAGUAAUAAAAUAUUCAAGCACACAA